AUGCAUAUCCAGUCGAUUCCCAUGUGGGUGGGCAGUAGCAACAACUACGCCUACCUGGUCAAGGACGACAAGACCAACGACGCCGUCAUCAUCGACCCGGCCAACCCGCCCGAGGUGACUCCGGUGCUGCAGAAGGCCAUCAAGGGCGGCGAGAUCAACCUCACGGCCAUCGUCAACACUCAUCACCACUGGGACCAUGCAGGCGGAAACAAGCAGCUCGUAAGUCGCCGCCGCCGCCCCGCUCACCACGGUGAUUCUGACGAGACACAGCUGGGCGACCUCGGCCUGGAGAAGCUGCCCAUCAUUGGCGGCAAGAACUGCGACGGCGUGACCAAGACGCCGGGCCACGGCGAGUCGUUCAACAUUGGCAGCAUCGCCGUCAAGGCGCUGCACACGCCGUGCCACACGCAGGACAGCAUCUGCUGGUUCAUGCAGGACGGUGAGCAGAAGGUCGUGUUCACGGGUGACACGCUAUUCAUCAGCGGUGGGUUCCAUCACCUCCCCUGA
This is a messenger RNA of Colletotrichum spaethianum, 507 nucleotides long. RefSeq names its product putative hydroxymethylpyrimidine/ phosphomethylpyrimidine kinase 2. The record is from RefSeq and is a predicted model, not a curated record. Bases 1 to 507 code for a protein of 168 amino acids. Lineage: Eukaryota; Fungi; Ascomycota; Sordariomycetes; Glomerellales; Glomerellaceae. Gene Ontology annotation, molecular function: hydroxyacylglutathione hydrolase activity. The transcript has 4 exons.